Messenger RNA from Acromyrmex echinatior (Panamanian leafcutter ant), 850 nucleotides. RefSeq lists its product as uncharacterized. Gene Ontology annotation, cellular component: membrane; neuronal cell body; dendrite. Lineage: Eukaryota; Metazoa; Arthropoda; Insecta; Hymenoptera; Formicidae. The record is from RefSeq and is a predicted model, not a curated record. Gene Ontology annotation, biological process: sensory perception of taste; chemosensory behavior; male courtship behavior.
UGUACAUAUCUACAGUGUAGUUCCACAAAGUUCCUAGAGGAACUGCGAAAACUAUUUCUGAAAAUCUUGUAUAAAAUAUUAAAACGUGAUUGUGCCUCGUACAGCAAGAACUAAUUCAGUUAAAAUACUAGUCGACGACUCGGAAACUAUGGUAGAGACGUUAGAAAGAGCGCUGGCGCCAUUAUUGAUCAUUGGAUCGUUUUUCAAUUUGUACAUGUUCGAAUAUCCUUGUGGACAACCUAGGAUAUAUCUUUCUUACCUAUAUGUUUUGGCCAUAUGGGGCUUUCUUAUAUACUUCAUAUACUAUCCAACAUGCGUCAGACAUUUGCAAGAAAACAUCAUAUACAUAUUCGAUUUCAUUCCGUUGUUUGGCAUUACAUUAAGUCUCAUUUGCUUCAGUCGUUUUAAGGAUUUGAAAAUGUGCUUACGUAAACUUGCUAUAGUAGACGACACGUUGAAAGCUCUCGGAGCACUAAAGGAAUACCAAAGACUACGUAACUGGAUAAUUCGUAUAAUAAUCGGAAUGAUUGUAUACGUUUUUUGUGAAUUAGCAUAUAUUAAUAUUUUGUCUUUUAAUUAUCUUUCUUACGUAACUAUGAUUUGGCAUUUGACGUUAACAUUUCUGGAUAUUUACCCGACAUACAUCACUAUGUUAAGUUCUUUCAUUUCUGCAGCUCUCUUUGGAUACACAAGCUCUAGAUUUCAUCGAGUCAAUGAUCUCUUACAUGUACUCUGUUCUGACCUAUCCGGAAACAGUGCAGAUUACAAAAGACAAAAUAGAUCCAUCUUUUGUCAUCAGCGGAUAACAGGAGCUAAAGAUCACAUUCAAUAUAUAUGGAUUAUAAUGUAA